AUGUCUUUCGGUAUGGCAGAGCAACAACCAGUGCGUGCUCAUGACCAUCAGCUCGAAAGCAUCACAGAGGAAAGGAAGAUUGAGCAUCAAAGCACCAAAUGCGACGUCGAUGGCCUUGAUCUCGCAACAUCACCCAUCCUUGAGCUCGACCGAAAGAAUCUGUUAAUCGUCAAAGACGGUACGGUUCGUGUCGCCGAGUCUCUCGACCGCGAGCAACAACAAUUUGACACGAACGGAGAAGUCAUCAAGGCAUCCGGUACAUGGACAAAGGACGAGCACGAUCGUUUUCUCCGUGCAAUGGAAACAUUUCCAAAAGGUCCAUGGAAGGUUAUUGCCGAGAUGGUGGCUACUCGCACUGUGCGUCAAACGCAGACGCACGCACAAAAGUACCGCGAAAAGAUUGCGCGACGUAUGCGUGGUCUUCGUAAUCGCAAUGGUACCCUACAAACUCCACCAAUGUCGUUUCAAGGUAUGGCAGGCUACCAUCCCUACACCAAUACGCAUACCCAUGUAUACCAACAUGGCCCUCACCCUGGUUACAUAAACCCAAAUCCGGCUCAUCUAGUGUCAGCACAAAUGGGAACGAUCCCACUGUCUCGAGCUUCUUCUCUGCCAGCUAUGCCUCUUCAUCGGUCGUCACUUCAUCAUCAUUCUACUACGUACUCAUCUACUCCCAUGUCAGCUUCAUUUAAUACGGACUUUAACCAGCUAAGCACGUCUACAAUUUCCAAUGCAUUCCUUAGUAAUGCUUCAUAUCCUGCAUCGUGGGGUACGACCAAUACUGAAGUCAAGCCCGGAGUACCAGACUUUGACGAAUCGAUGGACUUUCUGAUGGAUGUGUAUUCGACGAAUCCAAACCAGAUCACCACGAUAUCGCCGGCAGGACAGAUUGUCACACCCACGGCUUGUAACCCACGUACCCCUCAGACUCCAACGUCAUCUAUGGUGGUGAAGCGACACCCAGGCUAUGGUUACAUUCAGCAACCUCAAUCACAGGAUGCAAAAUACUUUACUCGCAUGAACAACGACUAUGAUUCAGAGCGAGAAGCAAAGGGUAUAUAG
Messenger RNA from Plasmopara halstedii, 1062 nucleotides. RefSeq names its product myb-like dna-binding. The record is from RefSeq and is a predicted model, not a curated record. Bases 1 to 1062 code for a protein of 353 amino acids. NCBI's taxonomy places the organism in Eukaryota, Oomycota, Peronosporomycetes, Peronosporales, Peronosporaceae. The transcript has a single exon. Gene Ontology annotation, molecular function: DNA binding.